AUGCCGUUCGAGAACCGCAUAGUCUGUGGACGUGACACGCUUGUCAUCGCAGUAUUUCUGGUAUUUUGCCUGCUGCUUGAGCUGCCGCUGGUGCAUCCGCAUGAUCGGCCAAUUCCGAUGCAAAUCGUGACUUUGAGCAACGGCACCUCGGUGGUGGUCAAGGAACUUCUGCUGGACCAUGAGUACAUCCCUGACCAUAAGCAGCUCUGUCCGUCGUCGCUGCUUAUAGGGCUGUGCCUGCUAGUUCCACUUGGGGUGCUCGGAGUCGCGACGUACUUGGCUCCAAAGCCUGGCGAAGCCGCUUCAUUCCUGAGGGGCUUCAUGUUGACGAUGGCGUGCACCGUGGCUCUGACUGACCUCAUGAAGAACUACAUUGGCUAUUUGCGGCCCUUCAUCUACGGUGCGUGCGGCUUUGAUCCUGUGACGCGCAAAUGUACGCAUCCUGCAGCCGAUGCUCACAAGUCUUUCCCAUCAGGCCACUCCAGCCUGUCCUUCUGUUCGAUGCUUUUCACUUCCCUGUUCCUCCUCAGGAAGGUAGCCGCGCAGCCGGUGAAAAUCAGUUCGUGCCUAGGCAUGCAGGACUUCACGAAUGUGGCCCUGCUUCUGGCACUCAGCCCGCUGUUGCUGGCAUUCUGGAUUGCUUCCUCGCGAGUACGGGAUAAUGCCCAUCAUCCAGCAGAUGUAGUUUUUGGUUCUUUCAUUGGCAGUGGAUGGGCAAUCUUUUGGUACGCGCGAUACUUCGGCCCGAUCCAGAAAGGGGAGGAGAUGUCCGUCGUUUCGUCCAGCGAUCCACCCCACAGGGACGACGAUGCUGUGCUAAUGGUGCCACCCUAA
This is a messenger RNA of Symbiodinium natans, 834 nucleotides long. The record is from the annotation of a GenBank genome assembly. Lineage: Eukaryota; Dinophyceae; Suessiales; Symbiodiniaceae.